CCGCCAUUCCUCGAUCUUUCUUUCCCCCUUAGCGGUGAAGGUGUAACAGUAAUCGGUCGUCCCGAACCCGGGUUCAUCCGACACCCUCACCACAGCAGCGAGGCUUGACUUGAGCCCACCUCAACAGAAAGACCAUGCCUCCCAAAUUCGACCCCACCGAGAUUAAGAUUGUGUACAUGAGAUGUACAGGAGGAGAAGUCGGCGCCACCUCGGCUUUGGCCCCCAAGAUUGGACCUCUGGGUCUGUCGCCUAAAAAGGUUGGUGAUGACAUCGCCAAGGCAACCGGUGACUGGAAGGGCCUGAGGAUCACUGUGAAGCUGACCAUCCAGAACAGACAGGCAGCUGUUGAGGUUGUGCCCUCUGCCUCUGCCCUUAUUAUCAAGGCUCUGAAGGAACCUCCUCGUGACAGGAAGAAGGUCAAGAACAUUAAACACAGUGGAAGCGUGACCUUCGAUGAGAUUGUCAACAUCGCCCGCGUCAUGAGGCCCCGCUCCAUUGCCAGGGAGCUCUCUGGGACCAUCAAGGAGAUCCUGGGCACCGCUCAGUCUGUUGGCUGCACCAUCGAUGGUCGUCCUCCCCACGACGUCAUCGACGACAUCAACAGUGGCAAAGUGGAGUGUCCCUCAGAAUAAAUGGACAAAUAAAGUUGUUUUUGUUCAAAAUUAA
Molecule: messenger RNA, 666 nt
Organism: Cynoglossus semilaevis (tongue sole)
Lineage: Eukaryota; Metazoa; Chordata; Actinopteri; Pleuronectiformes; Cynoglossidae
Gene: rpl12
Product: ribosomal protein L12
Exons: 6
Coding region: 135-632 (165 amino acids)
Biological process (GO): translation
Cellular component (GO): cytosolic large ribosomal subunit; ribosome
Molecular function (GO): large ribosomal subunit rRNA binding; structural constituent of ribosome
Source: RefSeq, a predicted model, not a curated record